AGAUUAUAAAAUGAUUAUACUACUGACAAACAAAAUGCUAGCUGCAUCAUUAACGUCAGAUUAUUUCUGAACGCACUAUUUAAUGCACAACGAAGAACGGGCAAUAGCUGUGCUCGGUCGGCGAAAAAUUAAAAGACGUCCAUAUUUGUUGGAUAUUUCCUUAUUCCGUGAUUGUGUAUUUAGGGCCAGUGGACUAUAAACUCAACACUGUGGCUAAGGUGACCCCGUUCCCGAGCAUGACUUAUUCCGGAAGGAAUAAAUUCGAGAUCGCUCGGUUUUCGGGCGAUGAUGAAAAUCAUAUAAAUAAAAAGCUACCAAAAGAACUCCUGCUGCGGAUACUGUCUUACCUUGAUGUGGUGUCGUUAUGUAGAUGUGCACAGGUAUCAAAGUUAUGGAACAUUCUGGCUCUGGAUGGCUCGAAUUGGCAGAGAAUUGACUUAUUCGACUUCCAAAGAGAUGUAGAGGGUCCGGUAAUAGAGAAUAUAUCGCAAAGAUGCGGCGGGUUCCUGCGUCAACUCUCGCUGAGGGGUUGCGAGAGCAUUGCAGAUGGUUCUAUGAAGACACUAGCUCAAUCAUGUCCAAACAUAGAAGAUUUAAAUUUGAACAAAUGCAAGAAGCUCACAGAUCAAACCUGUCAGGCUUUGGGCAGACGCUGUAGCAAGCUGCAAAGGAUCAACCUUGACUCAUGCCCAAGCAUAUCAGAUAUAUCGCUGAAAGCCCUCUCUGAUGGAUGUCCGGUAAGGUGUAAAAAUGUCAACGACAAAGCAGUGUCGUGUUUGGCGACGUACUGCCCAGACUUGGAGGUGCUCAACGUACAGGGGUGUGAUAACAUAACAGACGAGUCGAUAUCCCGUCUGGGUGGUGCGCUGCGGCGUCUCUGCGUGUCCGGUUGCUCGCGUCUGACGGACGCGUCGCUGUGCGCCCUGGCCGCCCACUGCCCGGACCUGGCCACGUUGGAGCUGGCGCAGUGCGCUCAGCUCACGGACGCCGGCUUCCAGGCUCUGGCUAGGAGCUGCAGAAUGCUCGAACGGAUGGACCUUGAAGAAUGUGUUUUAAUAACAGACACGACGCUCGUACACUUGGCCAUGGGCUGUCCGCGGUUAGAAAAACUGACGCUAUCCCACUGCGAGCUGAUCACAGACUACGGUAUCAAACAGCUGUCGAUGUCGCCAUGUGCGGCGGAACACCUCACCGUAUUGGGUUUGGACAACUGUCCUCUAGUUACUGACGGUGCGUUAGAGCAUUUGAUAUCGUGUCACAAUUUGCAACUGAUCGAAUUGUACGACUGCCAGAUGGUCACCAGGAAUGCUAUAAGGAAACUACGGAACCACCUACCAAACAUAAAGGUGCACGCCUACUUCGCGCCCGUGACACCCCCCGUCACUGGAGGGGGAGCCAGACCCAGAUACUGUAGGUGUUGUAACAUCAUAUGAAACAUGCUGAAGUUUCUCUUUAGAUAAAUAUAUUUUACGCUAAAUAUUUCGUGUUAGGGUUUAAUCAGACUAGACACGUGGAAAUGUCAUGUUUUGUGUGUGAUUUUGACAUUAAUUGUCAAUGAAGUUCGUCAUGUUUCACAUACUUAUUAUGUGUAUAAAGUUCAAAAUCUGCUUAUACAAUCUUUAGCAUGGUUUAAAAGUUAAGUUACAGAGAGUUACAAGCAGUAAAUUUUUUAGUAUUGUCUUUAUAGAAAACAAUUUUUUAGUUACAUGAUAUAGAAAAAUAUCACUGGUUUGUACGGGUUAUUAAAUAUAUAUUCACAGAUAAAUUACAUGUCUUUUUAUAAUUAGCCUGAUUAAACCCCAAUAUGUAUAUCAUUAGUUUGACAUAAGUCAUCGUUAGUUAAUGUCAGGUUAUGUCAAUAAGUGUUUGGCGUCACGUCAAGUUUGUGACUAAUUUAUGUAAUAAUUAAUGUAAAAAAAAUGUAUGUUGUGUGUUUUUUCUAUUCGUUCGCUGUUACAAUUAAUUCACAGCGCAUAUUUUUAUAUUUAAUAGCAGUGUCUUUAUGAACGUAUGUAUUAUAUUCGUCAUAAUGUUACUUUUAUUUUUGUCAAACAAAAAAUUUAUG
Molecule: messenger RNA, 2065 nt
Organism: Zerene cesonia (dogface butterfly)
Lineage: Eukaryota; Metazoa; Arthropoda; Insecta; Lepidoptera; Pieridae
Product: F-box/LRR-repeat protein 20
Exons: 12
Coding region: 237-1433 (398 amino acids)
Biological process (GO): SCF-dependent proteasomal ubiquitin-dependent protein catabolic process
Cellular component (GO): SCF ubiquitin ligase complex
Molecular function (GO): protein binding
Source: RefSeq, a predicted model, not a curated record